Spinacia oleracea (spinach) is the source of this 1200-nucleotide messenger RNA. RefSeq names its product eukaryotic peptide chain release factor GTP-binding subunit-like. The transcript has 3 exons. Lineage: Eukaryota; Viridiplantae; Streptophyta; Magnoliopsida; Caryophyllales; Amaranthaceae. Bases 1 to 1200 code for a protein of 399 amino acids. The record is from RefSeq and is a predicted model, not a curated record.
AUGUCGUUUGCUCAGAGGGAUAGAGAGCCGUUAAGAGACUACCUCACCCGUUUCAACAACGAGUCAAUCACUAUCCCUAAUCUGCAGCAGGAGGUUGCAGUUCUACCUUUGAUGAGGGGAAUGCAAGAAUGUGAAUUCAAGAAGUACCUCAGCCGGAAAUCAUACAUUAAUCUGGGCGAUGUUUUACACAAGGCAAAUGAGUACAUCAGGGGAGAUGAAAUGAUGAAAAUCUCCAGUGUAGCAAUGUCAACCGGUGGAAAUGCCGGGUAUAAUCCGAACUAUAACAAUCUGCAGGCGGGAAGAGGAGGAAACAGUUUCAACCAGAAUAAUAAUCAGCAAGGGGCAAGCCAGAAAAACCAGAACAAUAGGAAUGUCAAUCCCCAGGGGCAGAGACCCCGACAAGAUAGAAGGGAGUCCCGAGGACUCUUCGAUAAUUACACUCCGUUGAACACACCGCGGACGACAAUUUACAACAUAAAUAACAAGAUGGACGAGGACUGCAGAGACCUCAAAGACAACAUUGAGGAUAUGGUGAGAAAGGGGUAUUUCUCGCAAUAUAGGGCAAGACAAGGAAAUGGUAACCACAACCCAGCAGGAGCAAACCCUGCCAAUUCAUACCGACCACAACAACAGCAAAAUCAGCAACAAUAUCCCAGAAUUGAACAACCAUACCAGCCACCCAGAAUAGAGCAAAGACCACUGGAAACCAGUGCUAGGGCAGAGCAAAGGGAUAACGGGAAAAAACCACCUGUAUUUGUCAUCUCUGGCGGCCCAGUCCACGGAGGGACGAUAAGUGGCGCCAGUAGGAGUUUGGAGAAACACAAGCACAUGGAUUGUAGAGGCAUCAUUUUCCCACAUGAUGACCCAUUAGUUCUAACAAUUGAUAUAGAAAAUGCCGAUGUGAACCGAGUACUGGUAGACGGAGGUAGCUCAACAAACAUCAUAUUUUGGGAUGCAUUCAAGCAACUACACAUACCAGAGGAAGAGCUGACAAGGGUAAACUACCCAGUAAUCGGUUUCUCAGGAUCUACGGUGUACCCGGAGGGUAGCAUAAGGCUGCAGGUGAAAGUCGGAGAAGGAUCUGAGAUGCGAGACCUCAUGGUGGAUUUCCUAAUCAUCAAAGUGCUAGCGACCUACAAUGUGAUCAUCGGUCGCCCGUUCAUACACGAUGCGCAGGCAAAGUCUCCACUUAUCACUUGA